UACACGAUUCCUGCAUAUUGACUCCGUCUCACUCAAACCAUCAAAGCGACUAAGGCGCUUUUCGUUCGCUCCGACCUAGACAUUGAUAACCAAAGCUACUGGGUACCAUUCUUCGUGUCAACCGCAUCUUCGACCUCCGAUCAUCGCGCGUGCAAUCUUACAAAGCAAAAGGAAGAUCAGACAUCAUGUUCUUCCUCAAGGAAGAAGUCAAGGUUAUUACCUUGCACCCGUCCUUCUUCGGACCCAAUAUGCGGGAAUAUCUCAUCACCCGGUUAAAUGAGGAGGAGGAAGGUCGGUGUACGGGCGAUCACUUUGUGAUCUGCGUCAUGGACAUGGUAGAUAUCGGCGAAGGACGUGUGCUGCCCGGCAGCGGACAAGCGGAGUACACGAUCAAAUACCGUGCGAUCAUCUGGAAACCGUUCCGAGGCGAGACUGUUGAUGCGAUUGUAACCUCUGUCAAACCUACUGGGAUCUUCACUCUGGCGGGGCCGUUGUCUGUGUUCAUUGCGCGAAAGAACAUUCCCUCUGACAUCAAAUGGGAACCCAACACGGUACCGCCCCAGUAUACGGAUCAUGCAGACCAGGUGAUCGAGAAGGGAACGAGCCUGCGGCUCAAGAUCCUGGGUGUGAAGCCGGACGUUGCGGCAAUUAAUGCCAUUGGUACAAUCAAAGAGGAUUUCUUGGGACCCUUGUAGUUUGCUUGGGAUGAGAAUCUCCUCUCCCUUUCUCUUCUAUCCGAGGAUAUUGACGCCGCUGCGAAGGAAGCCUGAACUCUUUAGCCUCUUGUACCACCACUUGCAUCGCUAUAUAGAG
This is a messenger RNA of Aspergillus aculeatinus CBS 121060, 813 nucleotides long. RefSeq names its product DNA-directed RNA polymerase II subunit RPB7. The transcript has 4 exons. Gene Ontology annotation, molecular function: translation initiation factor binding; single-stranded RNA binding; single-stranded DNA binding. Gene Ontology annotation, cellular component: P-body; RNA polymerase II, core complex. The record is from RefSeq and is a predicted model, not a curated record. NCBI's taxonomy places the organism in Eukaryota, Fungi, Ascomycota, Eurotiomycetes, Eurotiales, Aspergillaceae. Bases 186 to 695 code for a protein of 169 amino acids. Gene Ontology annotation, biological process: positive regulation of translational initiation; positive regulation of nuclear-transcribed mRNA poly(A) tail shortening; transcription initiation at RNA polymerase II promoter.